CGACUUCAGAGUGACCGCGAGCCGAGCUUUCCGAUUUGUUGAAUUAUUUAAUUAGUGUCAUGUUGUGUACUGGUUAUCGGUAGUACUUUUAGUGUUUGUUUAUUCAGUGACAGGUGUGCCAUACGCGUUGAACUGUUGUGCUACCUAUAGUGUCGUCAACAAUCAAAGAACAAGAUGACAAUGUCCGAAAAACAAGAACAUUUAACAAAAUUGUGUCGUUCACCUCUGAUAACAACGAACUACAUUUAGUGUUUGUCAUAAACAGCAUAAUCUUUUAAAGAUACCCGCUAUGACAACAGUAAACUGCCAGAAACCCGUCGCGUUUGACACCUCGCCCCUCAUCUUCGACAUCCCCUACCCCAACGUGACAAUCUACCCGGUAAUCUCGCACCUCCAGUCAAACCGCUCGUUCCUACACUCCCAGAAGCUCAAACACAGCAUCCUACAGUCGAAAAAGGCCUUCCUCCAUGUAUCCAUCGAAGACCAGAAGCCCGAGGAUGAGCAGAUGGAGGAGAAAUCGAUAGUUUUGGGGCAGUUACUGGACCACAAAAGAACUGUGCCGAAGAAAAUCAGCUUUAAGAUCAAAAAACAGUCGUCAUUGCAUAAGAGGAACGUAGGAAUACAACGUAUAGCUAACAUACCGACCAAUAAAGUAGCGGAAUUGACAAAAAAGUUCAACGAAAUGGUGGAAAAUCAGAAUGUUUCCAGGGAACAAAUGAGGAUGUUGGUGAAACGUGGUGAUAGUGAUACGGAUAAGGUUAAAAGAACGUUGGUGCAGAGAGAAGGUUCGAAAGUGUCUCGAAAACCGAGCGUGAAAACGAAACCAGCUCUCGAAGGGAAGAAUUUGGUAAUAAUCAAGACGAAACCCGUUAGAAAAAGCAGUAUUAAAAGACAGGGGAGCUGGGGGAGGGAAAAACUCACCGAAACACCUAUUCAGAGACCCACUACUUUGAGCUUAAACAGAACUCUAAACGUGCCGAAAGCCAUCAUUGAAACUUCUCCUAACGGAACAUCAGUCAGGGCAGCUAUAGAGAUUUUCGAGAAAAAAUCUGCUGUUACAGCUUUGUCACCUACUAAACCCGAAACCAAAACAUCCACCUUGAAGCCUUCACCGAAACCAAAACCGGAAAUUCCAGAAAAAUCGGCCACUUUGAGGGAUUUCAGGAGACCUUCUCCAAACGCAACACCUGUGAAAGCGGCUGACAACAGUCACCUGACUCAAACAGAUAGUGGAACAACAAAUAAGGAACCUAAAGAAGAAAGUGGUGAGUUUGGAGACGAAGAAAUAGUACAAAUUAUUAACAUUCCCGCUGUGUUACCUCAACGAAGAUGCGACUCCAUGUACGAAACAUUGCAUCUUCGAAAAAUACCAACGGACUCGCUCAAAUCUAAGUCCGUGGACAACAUCAACAAGGAACUAAGAAACUCGUCUAUUCAGCCUAACUGUUCGUUCCUUUGGAGGGAGAAAUCUUCAACGUCUACUAGAACUAGUUUUAGUGAAGUUGGCACACCGGAAGACACAAGGAAACUACCUCCAGAUAUACCUCCUAAACCAAACGUCGACACCAAGCCAGCUUUACCUCCUAAAUUGAUGGGGAAGAGGCCUGUUUCUUCAAUCAAAACGAACUGUGAUAACGAUACCUUGGCCGAUUACGAAGAAAUCGGUUCUUCUGUAACAAUUAAUGACACCAACGACGAGAAAUUCAAAGGUUACGAUGAAAUUACCAAGCCUGUCAAUGAAAUGGAGGUUAUGAAAACGGAAAAACUGUAUGAGGAGAUUAUAAGACCUGAUAGUCCUUCGAAGGAGGUUCCUGAAGAGAAGUAUUACGAGGAAAUUAUCAAAAAUAGCGAGGAGAAGAUCUAUGAAGAACUGAAACCCGUCGUGCCAAUCAGAAAUGAUGAUGGUUACGAACCAAUAUGCUCAAAUCUUCCUGAAAAAGAUUCCGGACGUAACCAAAUUAAGGAAAACAUCUACGAGACUCUUCCAGCCCAUUCUAUUCCUUCCAGGCUUCAAGAACCGUUACCUCCACGACCUCCAUCAUCAACAAGACAGGAAGAGAACGUUUAUAAUUGCUAUGAGUCCAUCUACACUGAGUCCAGGAAAGAUGGAUAUUACGAAAGUAUCAAUGGGUCACAACUGACAGAUAGUGGAUCUAACAGAGACAGUGUUUUAUCAUCUGACCACAAGAGUAAUAGUUUGUAUGGAAAGCCUUUGCCCAUGUGGGAUGUGAACGUUGAAGGAGUUUAUUAUAAGACUGCCAGUGACUUUAGUAGUGAUCGGGUUUCGGACAGGAGUGAUGAAUGGGAGGAUAUGAGUGAUAAUGAUGAUGAGAAAAACAAAUUUAUCAUUGUCAGGGAAAGACAACGAAUGAAGAAAUCUGGUUGGUCCGAAUUACUCUCGAAGACCUCGAAAAUUUCUGGCGAUCAACUUGGUGAAGAAACCGAUCAUUACUACGAAACGUUGAAUACUGCAAAGUUCGAUGAUUUCGACUCAGAUGACUCGUUCGAAAGUGACAUCGAGUCCGAAAUGUCAUACGAUAGAGCAGAUACAGUGGAUGAUAGCGGCAUUGACAUCGGAAAUCAUCAGCUGCCUAAUAUACCAAACAGCCAAGGCAGCGGUCUCAUCAAGUUCGCCGGGAGACAUAUGAAAAAGCUGAAACAGAAUUGGACACGGGACAUAUCCAAAUCACUCACUCGCAUGAAGAAGCACAUGUCAAAGACUGAUACCGAUAGCACAGCAUCCAAAGAUGAUAAAAAAUCAGAUUCUAAAUCCAGGCUACCCACCAACGAACCAGAUACCAGGUCUUCCAUCUCGAAAAACGAACUCUCAUACCAAAACGUGGAUAUUCCGAAAAACGCAGAAUCUCAACCUGAGGACGCCGACCGAUCCAAGACCCUUACCAGAAAGGCAGGGUUCCUCACGAAAUUCCGGCGAAGUAUGUCAUUAUCGGCCGAAUCUGCCAACGAAUUGACGUCGAAUCUGGCCGAGAACAAAACAAAGAGCACGUUCUAUGUCACCGAUACGAUUAACAUCGACAAAAUGGACGCCGAGCAAAGUAUUUUGUCUAGUACUGAAAAACUGGUGUCGCCCGUGAUGAGGAAGAGUAGAUCUUCGAUAACUAGGCCCAAUAGUCCACCGCCGCCAGCUCCUAGUGUCCGUCCAGAACCUAAUCCAGCUCGUACAGGAAAGACUUCCUCUUGGUAUGCAGAAAGUGGCCUUUUUAGAGACACGAGUCGCUCAUCCAAUAAGAGACCAAACACCUAUUGGUAUGCAGAAGUUGGGUUAUAUGAGCUGCAAGCCAGUUCAGCGGCGAGCACCAGCUCUUCAGAGAAUAGUGGCAGUAAUCUCAGCACUCCCAUAAAACCUUUGGAAAUAUCGAGACCAGUUCUAAAAUCGUCCGAUUUCAUAAACCAGGACGACCAAGAGACAGUAAACAACAUGAAAAACGACAACAUUUACUAUGCUGGAAGCAAUAACAGCACCGACACCAAAAACGAUGAAUCUCUUAAACAAGAAAUCCAACUCAGGUUACAGGACGAGCCACUGUAUCAAUUCUACGAUGCAGCCAUUCAAGAGUCAGUCAGCUACGAUACCAUGUCCGACUUUGAUUCUGACAAUUACGAAGACGUAAUUGACAAAGAUAUUGCCAACCAGAACAAAUUGAGGCCUUCGGCAAUGGAAUUAGUGUCUCCUAAACGGAAUUCUGUUUGUUUUAAUAAAACACUGUGGUGCGAAAUACCGGAAGUUAUUAAUUCGACAGUCUUAAGUAGUCUCAGUGUACCGCAGAAAAAACUCCAAGAAGCCAAAUUCGAGAUACUCACCUCAGAAGCGUCAUAUCUGAACUCACUCAACGUUCUUACUAGUCAUUUUAUCAAAAAUUUAAGUACUACGAAUCUACUCACUGCCCAAGAAAAAGAUAUUUUAUUCGGCCAUGUUGAAAGCGUGCGAAGUUCUUCGGAAAAAUUACUUCACGACAUAGAAAAAUGCUGGCAAGACAAUAUUUUGCUGUAUGGCAUUUGUGAUAUUGUUCAAAAACAUGCCGAAGAGAAUUUCAAUGUGUACAUUCAGUAUUGUGAGAAUCAAGUAUUAUUUGAUGAAGUCCUGAAAGUAUUAAAGGAUCGUCUUGGAUUUUCGGAAUUUCUCAGUCAUUUAGAACUGAGCGAAGUGUGUCAGUCUUUAACUCUAUACUCGUUUUUAAUGUUACCAAUGCAAAGAAUCACUCGCUGGCCUCUACUAGUUGAAGCUGUGUUAAAAAGGUUACCCCAACAAGAUCCGGAGUAUUUCGCCUGUCAUUAUGCUAUGGUAGCUGUUAAUAAGAUUGUUAGCCAGUGUAACGAAGCGGCAAGGAACAAAGAACGCGAAACCGAACUGAAAAAAAUAUCCAGACAGCUAGAGUUUCCUCAAAACGUGCCAAUAACCCCCAUUUUCAUAACGGAAAGGUACUUGGUACGUUGUGGACCCGUUACUCAUAUCCAAACGCGUAACGAAGAUACCAAAUUGACAUUUGGUAAGAGAUGCGUUAAAAGCACCGUCCACCUGUUUUUGUUCAACGAUCUUCUCAUUGUGAGCAAAGAAAAAAGCGAAAAUAGUUACAACGUCAUGCACUACUGCCCAAGAAACUUAGUAGAAUUAAAUACGUCAGAGUUAUUAGCUCCGCUAAAAGAUACUCAAGGGAAGAACAUGCUUUUGCUGACUGUUUUAGAAAACCAAAACGGAAAAUCUGUCGAAUUUUUACUAUCCUGUAACUCGGAAAGCGACAAGGAAAGAUGGAUUGAAGCGCUAACUCCACCAAAGUCUCAAGAUCCCGAAGAAACGUUGUACGAGGUGUGGGAUUGCCCUCAGGUAUCCGCAGUUCACAAUUACACUGCCACUCAGCCCGACGAACUGUCACUAACCAAAGGGGAUGUCAUUAACGUUCUCCGAAAAUUAGCUGACGGUUGGUACCAUGGUGAGAAGAUUCGUAAUGGUCAAAUGGGGUGGUUCCCCGCCAAUCACACAGUCGAAAUAGCCAACAUACACGUCAGAGCAAGAAACUUAAGACAACGUCACAAAUUUUUGGCCUUUUCCGAAAAUUAUCUCAAGUCGAAAUAGUCAAAAUUUUAUAUAUUUAUAUGAUUUUUGUAUAGGAGAAUGAAGGAACUGAUAUAUUGUACAUUCUAUUAUUAUAUUUUCUUAUUAUUACACUUCAAGUGUCAAAUGUAUGUAUAUAUAAUAUUUUAUAUUGAAAAA
Sitophilus oryzae (rice weevil) is the source of this 5230-nucleotide messenger RNA. RefSeq lists its product as uncharacterized. Gene Ontology annotation, molecular function: protein binding; guanyl-nucleotide exchange factor activity. Gene Ontology annotation, biological process: activation of GTPase activity. The transcript is spliced from 16 exons. The coding region runs from base 290 to 5092 and encodes 1600 amino acids. NCBI's taxonomy places the organism in Eukaryota, Metazoa, Arthropoda, Insecta, Coleoptera, Curculionidae. The record is from RefSeq and is a predicted model, not a curated record.